AACUUUUUCUUCUUUCCUUUCCAGAAGAUGUUUUCUAAGCCAUGGCCUUUUGCAGCCGAUAAUUGAUCCUAAAAGACAUCCAGGUGUAACUCUAUCGGAUUUCGCAACCCAUCACAUCCCAUCUACGAAGCAGCAGCAAAGCAAUGAAUGAUACAAACAAUCAGGCGCCCGAAGAAUCACAAAAUCCACCACAGAACAUUUCGUACGCCGCCAGUCGAGUUAACCACAACCAAAGCGCCGCCCUGGCUCACGUGCAGUCCAGCAACCUAAGUGCAGAAGAAGAACAGGAGCAAAUUGUCACGUCGACCUCGAGCGAUACGCAUACAAGCAUAGCCGGUCAUUUGCCGCACCUUGAGGCAUUGAUCACAUCGCCGGCGCGCAUCACCAGCUCCACCGGGAAUGAUUGCAGCUCUUCGCCGCAGCGUGUGUUGUCCACGACGUGCAGCAGCAGUAGCGGCAGACAAUCGACCCAGCAACGCGGCGACAUAACGACAACGGACGCCUCCAGUGAGGAUGAAUCACAAUCGCCACACCAAUCGACACAAUCAUCCUUCAGUGGCCGAAAAAUUUUAAAACCUAGCGGCGUGGACCGCGCUACCCACGGUCUAGAUUCGGUUAUGCCGACCACUUCUGCUGCAGCGGCGACACGUACAGCAGGCGUUAGGAGCGUAGAGGCGGAAUUAAGGGCUAGCAACAGCAACAAAAGUAGUAUUAGUAUCUUAAGCAACGGCGGUUUGGAGCACACGAACGGCCGCGACGACAACGCAGGUAGCGCAGAUAUGGUUGCGCGCGAGCAGACAGCAGUGACUGUAGCCUCAAGUGGUGAGGCUAUCGCUGGGCACGCAGUGUCAAUAGGUGCCGGAGGCGGACAAGGACAAGCGGUGCCAGCCGAGCAAACCACCGAAUCCCACAAGAUCAUCUUGAAGUUACCCAAGCCGAACGUGACGAGCGUUAAUGCGCGCUCCCUUGAAUCUCAGAGCAAUACAGAAUCGAUGUCCGGGGAGGAAGGCGCCGCAAGCCACAGCGGUACCGAGUCGAUCCGCAAAGUGGAGCCACUUAAAAUCAAUUUGCACACGCACAAUAGCCCGAACAUUGUUCCGAAAAUCACAAUUAAGCCCAUAAUGAAGAAGGCGAACGACGUCGCGUCCUCGGAUUGCUCUUCCUCUGCCGAAGAUGAUGCGGUCGCCGAGUCGCGCACCACACGCAGCGGCGCACAAAUACCGAAGCUGACCAUCAAGGCGUCGGCAGUAGUCGGUGGCAGUGACGAGCCACACAUUCUACCCAAAUUGACGAUAAGAUCGGCCAAUGACAGCUCGGAUAGUUCCAUUGUACCGAAGCUCACCAUCAAAAUGUCCGAUUCGCAAGCCGCUUCGCACAGUAGCAGCACACAAUCGGGUCCGUCCGCAUCGUCGGCGAGCAGCGCAGCAUCGACAAAAUCACACAGUGAACACUCGCCUCCCCCACUACCGAAACUCACCAUAAAAACGUCGUUGGAUGGCACCAGCGAGUCGAUCAUGUCCACGAUAUCGCCAGCCUCGUCCUCUUCGUCGUCAUCGAGCACAUCCUCGUCUGCAGGAGUACCGUCGAUGUCUUCCAUCUCGGCCACCGCCUCGUGUACGGUUUCAAAUGUCACCAACAACGCCUGUUCUGUGCCUAAACUGACGAUAAAAACGUUGCUGCCAAAGCACGAGGAGCUGGUGCCGAAGUUGACUAUAAAAACCAAUGCAACUGGCGCCUGUGUAAGCACGUCAACGACAGCAGCUGCAGCUGAGGAUCACGGCGAAGCCCAUGAUGGCGGCAACGUUGCUGGCAGCAGCAGCAAGAUACCCAAACUUACCAUCAAAACCGGGCAGGAGCACGCGGUCAUCAUAACGCAGCACAAUGACGACUCCAACGCACAGGUCAUACCAAAGUUGACGAUCAAAACUAAGUCGUUGGAUGCAGAGGAGUCGCUAAGCGACUUGAGUGAGGACCCAGCACCGCCACCCGAGAAGAUACCCAAGAUAACAAUUAAGACGCACGAAGUUGCCGCCGAGAUCACUUCGCCGAAGUUUUGCAUCAAAGCAUUGCAGCAGCCAACAGAGUCGGAGCACGCACACGUCAUCCCGAAACUGACUAUCUCCAUGGCUAAUCUGGAGGGGAGUGCAGCGCCACAGUCGCCCAAGCAAUCGCCGCUAGUGGUGCGGCAGUUGUCGAGCAGCACACGCAAAGAGUCGCCAGAAAGACUGCCCAAGCUGAUGAUCUCGCGCCAGGAUGCGAAGGGUAACAACUGCGACACGGCAGUGGAGAAAGUCGUUCCCAAGUUGACGAUCAAGACCAACUGUCAGGAUGGUGGCGGCAGCGAGUGCAUGGAGAAAAUACCCAAACUGACCAUCAAAUCGAUACCAAACGUAGGGCAGCAAUCCUCGGAGGAGAGUGAUGAGGGCUUGAGCGGCGAAUCGUCGCCACCUCUAUCGGCAGCGGAGGAGGCAGCUGCCAACAAAGUGGUGCCCAAGCUCACCAUAAAAAAUCUUUCGUCGCCAACGUUGAAAAUGAAAGCGGUUCUGGAGGACAAAACGCGCAAUGCUUCAAAAAAGUGUGGAAAAUCCAGCGACCCAAAAGGCGGCACCGACACAAGCGCCGCGUGCGGCGUGCCGCAAAGGACGCUGGAUCCACAGCAAACUGCUGAGUGUAGUGCACGCGAGCAUAUGGUGAACGGUUGCGAGUCGAGCAGCAGCCAAGAGUUCUGCGGCUUCAAUGACAGCGCGAUGUUUGCUGAGGAGGAGGACAUCGAGGAGCCGCGUCGCAACUCCGACGACAUGGACAUCGAUGAAGGGCUGCAGCAGCACGACCCACAAGUGUUCAACAACGUGUUCCACGUCAGCAACGGUGACUCGCUGCGCAAUGAAAACACUGAAGAUUCGCAACUGAUGCAACCACCGCUACCCGCAGACGAUCUGUCAAAUGUGGUGGACACCGUCGACCUAACAUCCUCCCCAUCGCCCGGCUCGUCGCCUGCGCACUUCACCUACACCGAUGCGGACCCCCAAAUAAGCGAUGCACAACAACCGCCGCAUCCCACCAUACUCAUGGAGCGGCUGCAGCGAGAAAUGAGCGUCAUACAGACAGCGCCGCCGAUGGAAAACACCAACAGUUUCCUGCUCAAUCAACUGAAUGCACCGCUAAAUGUAACAAAGUACGGCGUGCCACCGCCUCUGCAACCGAAGCCACUGCAGUCGCAGCAGCAACAUCAUCACCAGCAGCACGCGCUCCAACAGUCACAACCACAACAACAGCAACAAAGGCAGCAGCUGCAACAGCAAAUAAGCAAUAGCAUCAAAUAUCCGCAAUUGACGGAACGCCUGAUGGCCAACGGCGCGCGUAUUCGGCAAAACUCGACCAUAACGUGCUCCGGCAGUUUGGCCAUGGCAAUGAACAGCGGAUCCGCUAGCUACAAUAUGGCAAAUCAGCAGGCAGCUCAGCCGGAGAAGGUGAUCGAUUCCAUUGAGAUACUGGACACACCCGAGGGCAGUCCGCGUUUGACGUUGGACGAUACCGCUGCGUUGCCCAAAAAUCUGCACAUAAACAACGAAGAUGGUUUGAAUGAUGCCGCCAUUAGAAGAAACGCUGCCUAUGAAGAAAACAGCGCGGAUGUGUUGAGGCGCAACAACAAUGUUAUGGACGAUGCAACUGCGUCAGCGGAGAGAACAAAUCAAGCGAAUUUGAAAAGGCAAGCGGACGCCAUGUCGGCCCUGAUGAGGGAGAACGAUGUGGCAGAGCAGUGUAUCGAGAUUACACCAAACAAAGUACGCCGCAUUGACAGCGAAUCGCACACUAUGGCCACUUUGACCAUUCUGACAGACGAUGAGUCGUCUAACACCAAAUUGAUAACUACGUCACCCACCAUUUUUGGUGGCAAUCACCAUGUUGUGGAUAUAACUAACGACGUUGUGCAAUCGCAGAACGCACCCAUAACAAUGGACCUCUCUUCGCCAAAGGCCUCCAUACAUCGUCCGCGCAAACAGCGUCACGAGCACUUGCUGGCCAUACCCCUGGACGAAGAGGAUCCAAUCCAGUUCGAUUUGAAUAACGUCGUCGCCGAAAAUCGCCCCCCAUCGAAUGAACUCGCUACAGCAGCAGCAAAAGCGGUUGUAACGCACUCUGACCAGUUGCCGGCGAACCCGCCUAUCGUCAGACGUCGCGGUCGCCCGAAAAAGAACACUACUGCUGCGGCGACACCCAACGCUGCGCCAGCACUGCCUGCAGCAACACUCAACGAGCCUAGCGUUGCUAGCGCAGACGCAGCGCCCACGGAGAUUGUUUCGAAAGCGCGCCGUGUUGAGCUGUUACGCAAACGUCUGGCCAUCGACAUGGUGGACGCGGAGCAGCCAUCCGAUGAGCUGGAGAGUGCAGAUGUGGCGAAUGAGAGUGAGACCUCGACCAGCGACCGUGCUUUACGCACAGGGGCGCGAAGUUCUCGCCGCAGUAUCUUGCCGGGUGGUGCAAUCACGCCGGUAACGAAAGUCAAGCCUAUUGGUGCCAACAACGGCGAGGUUGCUCUGAAGAAUCGCAAACGCUCAGCGAACAUCUUAAGUGGCGGAGGCAGUACUGGUGCUGUAAACAACAAUGCCGCAAAUUCGAUAUCGGAUGUUGGUGUGACCUCCGUCCUUAAUCACUAUGGUGGCUCAAAUUCCAGUCUCUCGUCGGCCUACUCUAGCAGCUCCAUGAGCUCCGCCACUGUGACCACAGCUGCUGGAGCUCAACUUGGUACCGGUACUAGCACAUCUGCGUCCAUUUCCUUGGCAACACAAAUCGACUUGACAAUGUGCUCGUCGUCGUCCUCAGCGAGCAAUGGCAGCACCACUGCCACCAUGACCAUAGCGGGUGCAAGCACUACCACUAGCACUUGCGCAAUCAACGCCGCAGUACAAAAUCAAAGCAGCAGCUCGAUGUUGCCACCAGCCACUAUACUGUCCUCCUCGGACCCGGUGCCGGAUGUGGUCUUUAGACCCAAUGAUUUCUCAUCGCUUAUGGCAACACAGCAGCUGCGCGCAGCGCACACCGCAGGACUGAGUAUUGAAACGGAUCUGUUGCGGAUGCAGGUAACGCUAAACAGCGCCAAGUUUGAUGGGCGCGAUGAUGAAACUACAAGUCAGAGUGGUGGCGGGGACGGCAGCGGAGCAGAUUUAUCAGGAGAUGACUCCACAAGUCCGAUGGGGACUCCCGUGGGUCGUGGACGCGGCGGUCGUGGUCGUGGGCGCGGUUCUGUUCGUAGCAGCGCACGUGGUAGUCGGGCGCAUCGUUUGGGACGUGGCGCCAGCGCGGUCGCCAAGCAAAUCGCACUGAGCAGACCACGCUGCGUUGGCGGUCUGAAGCAUACACCCGAUCCAGAUCGAAUGAAAGGCCUUUUUAGUCCGUCCCCACAAGUCUUUGAAGAGGAUACUCGCAUGAGCGCCGACUUGAAUCAGACCCAAAUACAGCUGCAGCCGGAGCCCCAAACUCCUUUGAGGCAACCCGAUUUUCUUAACAAUGACGAGUCCCAGUCCUCAGUGUUGAGCACGAAUAGCAUUUUAGAUCCCAACACGGUGGCUGCAGUCCAAAAUGGCAGCGCUAUUAAACGCCCAAAGAAGAAGAAAAUGGAAGUUUGCGUUGCCGAAGACGCUGAAAUUACUGUCUCAGCAAUUGCCGAAUAUGAUUGGCCGCCUCCAAAGGGGUGUUGCCCAUCGAAAAAUCGCGAUACUUUCAUGAUUCAAGAACAGGUCGCUUUGUAUUUAGGUAUAAAGAGCUUCAAGAGAAAGUAUCCCGAUCUGCCACGUCGGCAAAUCGAUAUGGAAGAGCGUAAUUGGCUGCAGGAGAAGGGCCUUGUUUCGGAACGUAUGUGCGAUUUGGGCAUUACGGCCGUUUGGGCAUCCGACAUUCUGGACAUUAUGUAUACCGAUUUCUAUGAGAAGUACGAGGAGUACAAGGAUUUCAUACGUCAAAAGCACCUGCGCGAAAUCGAGGCGAAACAGAAAGCCUUGGGGCUUAAUGUGUCUGGACGUGGACUGCAAGUGCGCGAACGUGCGCUCCUCUCGACGAGCAAAUGGAACUCUUACUUCAAUAGAAGUCGCAAGGAGGAACGUCUAGCUUGUCUGGACUUGCAAACAUUAACAGUGAACGUGCCAUUGCCCGCGACAGCGCCCACCGCCACACUGGUAUAUCGGCCUGUAGCAGAGGCAGUGGCAGAGGCUGCCAAAGCCGAGCAAAUACCUGAACCACCAACCUUGCUGCGACCGCGCGUCACUACCACAUCCCGGGAAUCGGACGCCAAUUACCCCGUAGCUGUGGUGCCCGGCCAGUAUUGCACGAAUUAUCGCCAGUACACGCCAUUAGAGUUGAGUUGCUUCCCGCUUAACACAGUGCUGCAGGACCCGCGUUUGCUGGUUGAACGUGCGGAACACACAACCGGA
Molecule: messenger RNA, 6428 nt
Organism: Rhagoletis pomonella (apple maggot)
Lineage: Eukaryota; Metazoa; Arthropoda; Insecta; Diptera; Tephritidae
Product: supporter of activation of yellow protein-like
Exons: 8
Source: RefSeq, a predicted model, not a curated record